AUGAAAAGAAGCAGUUGUCAUAGUAUGAAGUUACAGCCUGACAAAGCCAGAAGAGGUCGUUCUCAAAGAGAUUGUGUUGGUAAAUCAUGUUUAUUGCUACAGUUUACUGACAAGAGAUUUCAGCCAGUGCAUGACCUCACUAUUGGUGUAGAGUUUGGUGCUCGAAUGAUAACAAUUGAUGGAAAACAGAUAAAACUCCAGAUCUGGGACACUGCCGGGCAAGAGUCCUUUCGUUCCAUCACAAGGUCAUAUUACAGAGGUGCUGCAGGGGCUUUACUAGUAUAUGAUAUUACAAGGAGAGAUACAUUCAACCACUUGACAACUUGGUUAGAGGAUGCCCGCCAGCAUUCCAAUUCUAACAUGGUCAUUAUGCUUAUUGGAAAUAAAAGCGAUUUGGAAUCUAGAAGAGAAGUAAAAAAAGAAGAAGGUGAAGCUUUUGCACGAGAACAUGGGCUUAUCUUCAUGGAAACUUCUGCUAAAACUGCUUCCAAUGUAGAAGAGGCAUUUAUUAAUACAGCAAAAGAAAUUUAUGAAAAAAUUCAAGAAGGCGUCUUUGACAUUAAUAACGAGGCAAAUGGCAUUAAAAUUGGCCCCCAGCAUGCUGCUACUAAUGCGACGCAUGCAGGCAAUCAGGGAGGACAGCAGGCUGGGGGAGGCUGCUGUUGAGUCUGUUUUAACUGUCUUAACUGCCCAAGUAGGGCUACUCACUUAUUAUUUCACCCUCUCUGCUCCUGCUCCACUGAGACAUGAAACUAUAUGAGAUGGCUUUGUGUCACAGAAGACUUUAAUCCUUCAAAUUCUUGUAUAACUUUGAAUAAAUGGUUAAUGUUCACUUAAAAAGACAAAUUUUGGAGAUUGUAUUCAUAUCUAUUUGCAUUUGAUUUCUAGGUCAAUUGAUGUGAUUAUUUUUGUUAAAUGUUGUCUUGUGCCCUUAACUACAAACUGAAUUGUAUUAAACACUACAAAGUCAUCUUGAGUAUUUUAAAUCAGUUGGUGUAGUUAGGUUUCCCAAUACCUGUGGUUACCUAAUGUUUAAUACUACAGAACUGUCCUCAAAAGUUUGUAAAUUUUCAAGGCUAUAAGGAAAAGUAGAAGGACUCUUUUAUUUCUGUAUUUAUCAUUUACUUUCUGUAUAUAUAGUUUAAUAACCUGCUUGGGUGUAAUUUGCCAAGCUUGAAUUCUUUAAUGCAUUUGCAUAAAUUCUCCACUGUUUAGAGCUUAAAGCUACAGAAGCAUUGUUAGGAAUUGCUUGGACAUUGAAUUUUAAAUUUUUUGACAUUGUUAAACAAGCAUGUUCAUCUUUUCUUGUCACUAGUUCAAGAAAAAUAUGCUUAAUAUAUACUACUAAAGGCUACUUGUGUGUUAACCUGUUUUAAUGCCAAAAGUUUGCUAUUUGUCCACAUUUUCCUUAAGAACUCUUCAGAAAAGGAUUUGUUUGCCUUAAUGAAUACUGUUGUGUAAAAACGGUAUAAUGAGUGGAAAGGGCAGAAGCAAGAAAACCCUACAUCUCAGCUACUCCAA
Molecule: messenger RNA, 1521 nt
Organism: Fukomys damarensis (Damara mole-rat)
Lineage: Eukaryota; Metazoa; Chordata; Mammalia; Rodentia; Bathyergidae
Gene: Rab2a
Product: RAB2A, member RAS oncogene family
Exons: 8
Coding region: 1-666 (221 amino acids)
Cellular component (GO): Golgi apparatus
Molecular function (GO): GTPase activity; GTP binding
Source: RefSeq, a predicted model, not a curated record